Glycine soja is the source of this 873-nucleotide messenger RNA. RefSeq names its product mitogen-activated protein kinase kinase kinase 17-like. The record is from RefSeq and is a predicted model, not a curated record. Gene Ontology annotation, molecular function: ATP binding; protein kinase activity. The transcript has a single exon. NCBI's taxonomy places the organism in Eukaryota, Viridiplantae, Streptophyta, Magnoliopsida, Fabales, Fabaceae. Gene Ontology annotation, biological process: protein phosphorylation. The coding region runs from base 1 to 873 and encodes 290 amino acids.
AUGGAUCAUAUCGUGGCUGCAAGGUCUGAUCAUGAAGCUGUGACUGAAUGGGAGAAGCUAAAGAUAUUGGGAGAGGGUUCUUAUGGAACCGUCUCCCUAGCUGUGCUUACUGCCCCGGAAGAAGCAAAAGGAGAGCUAAUAGCUGUCAAGACUUCAAAGCCUCACGGUUUAGAUUCAUUGCAGAAAGAAGAAACCAUAUUAGAUUCAUUCUUUGGCUGCAAAGAAAUUCUCCGAUGCAUUUGGAGCCUAUUCACCUUGGAGAAUGGUCGUUUUGUCUACAAUCUCCUCAUGGAGUUUGCCCCUUGCGGUUCUCUGGGAGACUUGAUCAGAAAGAAACCACUCUCGGAGAGCCAAGUGAGAGUAUACUCACGCAUGCUUCUCAAAGGGCUUUCUCUCGUUCAUCGAUUCGGGGUCGUUCAUUGCGAUUUGAAACCAGACAACAUUCUUCUCUUUCCUUCGGGCGAGGAGAAUGAUGUGGAUUAUCAACUCAAGAUCGCGGAUUUCGGACUUUCAAGGACCAAAGACGAGGUGUUUGAUGCAGACUUUUGGAAGAUCAAGUUCAGAGGCUCCCCAUUUUACAUGUCACCGGAAUCCGUCAUGGGCCGAAUCGAAACACCAUUGGAUAUAUGGUCUCUUGGGUGCUUGGUAAUCGAGAUGAUGACCGGGUUUCCAGCAUGGAACCACAUUCCUACCACAAGGGACUUGAUGUUCAAACUUGCAUUCCUCAAAGAAGCACCACCGUUGCCUUCUGGGCUGAGUUCUCUUUGCCAAGAUUUCUUGAACAAGUGUUUCGUCAAGGAUUCUGCUCAGAGAUGGACGGCCAACAUGCUUCUCGACCAUCCUUUUAUUUCUGCUGCAAAAUCAUACAUGUGA